AUGUCUAGCUCUUUCGAAAAGUCCGUCAAGGGCGCAACCAAGAUCAAGAAUGCCCCUCCAAAGACAAAGUAUAUCGAGCACAUCCUCGUCGCUACCCAUUCCGGCGAAGCUGGCGUCGGCGAAGUCUUUCGCGCCCUCACAUACCGCCUCCGCGAUUCCACAUGGACCGUCGUCUUCAAGAGUCUGAUUACUGUGCAUCUCAUGAUCCGGGAGGGUUCACCAGACGUCACACUCGCCUUUCUCUCAACGCACCGCAACGUGUUGGCAACAAGCAGCUUCACAGAUGCCCAAACCCAAGGACGCAACAUUCGACACUAUGCCUAUUAUUUGUCCGAGCGAGCGCGCGCAUAUCGAGAUACCAAGACGGAUUGGGUCCGCGCCCCCGAGUCAAGACUGGAGAAGCUUUCAGUCGAAAAAGGUCUAUUACGAGAGACGGAAGUGGUGCAACACCAGCUCGAGGCCUUGUUGAAGUGCGAUGUCAUGGAAAACGAGCCCGAAAACGAAAUCACUAUAACCGUCUUCCGAUUGCUUGUCUUGGACUUGUUGGCGCUGUUCCAGGUUCUUAAUCAAGGGUUGAUUAGCAUUCUCGGCCACUUUUUCGAAAUGUCAAAGGUCGAUGCCGAGCGUGCCAUGGCGGUUUAUCGCAAGUUUACCAAGCAGACAGACUACGUGGUCCAGUACCUCAGCGUUGCCCGGCAGUACGAGCACCACACACGAGUCGAGGUUCCAAAGCUCAAGCACGCCCCUGUCAACCUGGGACGCCAGCUUGAGGAGUACCUGAAUGAUCCAGACUUUGAGGUCCACCGGAGGCAGUAUCUCGCUGAGCAGGAUGUCAAGAAGCACGGGGGUGGGAGCUCGAGCUCUAAGGGGGCGGGUCUCAGUAAGAAGAAGAGCCUCGACUUCCCCGAGCCAUCGUCGAACAACCCCUUUCCCAAGGUCAUCAAGGCUUCUUCGACUGGUGGCAAGCCUUCCGAGUCGAAACCUCAAGCCAACAAGGGCCCUGAUCCUGAUUUGAUCGACUUCUUCGACUCAAUCGAGCAGAACCAGACGCCGUUGGGUUUAACCACCAACCAAGCACAGCCCUUCCAACAGCAACCGACAGGCCUACAGUUCCAGCAGAAUGGCUUUGGUAGUCAACCUACAGGCUUUACAGCCAACAACAGCCCCUUCCAGCAGCCACAGCCUACAGGCGCGCUUGUGCAGCAACCUCAAAUCCUGCAACCCAGCUUUACCGGCGCCGGCUUCGGAGGGUUCACUUCACAACCUGGAUUCCAGCCGAGCUCUCUUGCACCAAUUCCCCAGGACUCUGUGGCCAACUUCCCUACUGCUGCUGCUCCAGCCGUUCAACAGCCAGUGCAAAACGGAGGACUCCAGCCAGUGCAGAAUGGAGGACUUCAACCAAUGGUAACAGGGCAACAGAGCACCAAUCCCUUCAGGCAGUCUAUGCUCCUGGCUCAACAAACAGGUGUUCAGGCGAACCAGAUGCCUUCUUCCGUUUCAACACCUGCACUGAACCGGCAAUCAACAAACCCGUUCGCUCGAUCACCAGGACAGAACACGUCGCCAUUUGCCCAAGCCUCCAAUUCACCUUUCCAACAACCUACUCAACAACAGCCACAACAACAAGCUGCUGCUUUACAGCCAACGCCAACUGGUACGAACCCCUUUGCUCGGCACUCGAUGCUGCCAGCGCAAACCCAAGAACAGCAGCGACCUCAAACGGCGGGAGCGGCUCUUGUUGCUCAACCUACUGGCAGCACAAAUCCGUUCCGUCAUGGCGCCUUUGUAAACCACGCUACAGGCACGGGAUGGCAACACAAUCAAGCACCGAUCGGAGGUGGCCUCGAUCAACUCGAAACAGUGCCCGUGUUCCCCCGACCUGCGCAGCAGACCCCCUGGCAGCAAUAA
Molecule: messenger RNA, 1908 nt
Organism: Fusarium keratoplasticum
Lineage: Eukaryota; Fungi; Ascomycota; Sordariomycetes; Hypocreales; Nectriaceae
Product: ENTH domain-containing protein
Exons: 5
Coding region: 1-1908 (635 amino acids)
Biological process (GO): clathrin coat assembly; clathrin-dependent endocytosis; vesicle budding from membrane
Cellular component (GO): clathrin-coated pit; clathrin-coated vesicle
Molecular function (GO): SNARE binding; phosphatidylinositol-4,5-bisphosphate binding; clathrin heavy chain binding
Source: RefSeq, a predicted model, not a curated record